AUGGUCCAUAUACACGAUGAAAACUCUCUUCCUACAAGGAUUAUGGCCAAACCAAAGCAUCAUGUUUGGAAACAUUUUCAAGAAGUACGCGAUGGUAAAUCAGUUAAAGCGGUGUGCAAGUUUUGCAAGAUGUCCUAUAUCACCCACGUUGAUAGAAUGGUCAAACAUUUAUUAAGCAGCUGUACUAUGUGCCCUGUUAUAAUUAAGGAAAAAUUUUAUUCAAAUUCCAAAAUAUCAACCUCUACAAAAAAUAUCACAAAUGUAAUUUGUAAUACUUCUAAGUCUAACUCUAAUGAAGAAUUGGGAGAAUUUGAUUCCAUUAUUUCUAAUCAAUCUACAAGCAAGGCGAUUAAAUAUAAAUCUCAAUCUUGUAUAACCGGUUUCAUAGAUAGAAUUAAUCCCAAAGAAAAAAAUGAGCUGGAUCAAUUGUUUGCAAAGGCUGUAUAUGCGAGCAAUUUACCUUUCCACAUCACUGAAAAUCCCUACAUCCAAGAAUUUUUUAAAAAAAUACGUCCUAUUUACACAUUACCCAGGAGAAGGCAGCUGGCUGGAUAUCUUCUAGACAAAGCGUCAGGUGAUAUGGAGGUGAGAGUUGCAGAUAUAAUAGAUAAAGCUCCUUACUUAUCAAUUGUAUCAGAUGGCUGGAGCAACAUUAGAAACGAGAGUAUUAUUAAUUUUAUGGUGAUGACGCCUGUUCCAGUGUUCUACAAAUUUCUAAAUACUGAUGAAAAUCGCCAUACGGCAGAUUAUAUUGCCCAGGAAUUUAAAAAUGUAAUUCAUGAAUUGAAUCCGGUAAAAGUUUAUUCUUUAGUUACUGAUAAUGCCGCUAACAUGAAAGCAGCCUGGAGAAUUCUAAAAUUUGAAUCUAUUUAUAAUCAUAUACAAUAUUAUGGUUGUGCAGCGCAUACAUUGCAGUUAUUCUUUCACGAUUUUGAACGAUUGAACGCCUUCACUGACCAUAUUUCAAUAAUUAAAAAAAUUGUUAAAUUUUUCAAGAAUAAACACAUACCAGCUGCAGUAUUUUCCCGUAAUAAGAAUCUUCAUGGCAUACCAUCUACAUUAAGUACAAUUAGCCAAACAAGAUGGGCAUCGUCAAUAAAAUGUAUGGAGCAAAUUCAAAUAUGCAAGAAAGCUCUAAAAGCAUUAGUUGUUGAAGAAGCUGUUUGUGAUAUUUGUCCCAUAGAAAUUACCAAUAAUAUAUUAAACGAAGAAUUUUUGACGAAAAAUUUAAAAUUUUUAGCUAUACUCCAACCUUUAGCUACCUCAUUGUUGAAAGUGCAAGGGGAUAAAUGUACUUUGGCCCAAGUAAAAAACGAGAUGCUUAAUUUGGAAAAACACAUAAUACAAUCAUGCCAUGAUUCUAUAUUUUCUCCAUCUCAAGAAAAAAUAAUUAAGGUUAUGUUUGAAAAGAGAAAAACUGAUCUAAAUACAUGUGCUCACAAUGCUGCUUAUUUAUUGGACCAAUAUCAAGGGGAGCAUCUUACUAAUACUGAAUUUGAUGAAGCAUGUAAUAUAAUACAAGAAUUGGGUAUUUUACAAGGUGGUGAUAAUCAAAAUAUUUUGAGUAAUAUAGUAAAUUUCAGAAGCAAAAGCGGUAUAUUUAAUAGCCAUAAUAUGUGGAAAGUUGUAACUUCCAUAAGAAACAAUCAAAUUUCGGCCUCAAGUUGGUGGAAUGCAUUUUGCCCACCUUGCCCAUUAAGAGAAGUCGCUAAUAUUUUACUAACAUUUCCUAGUUCGACUUCUUCUUCUGAAAGAAAUUGGUCGGUUUGGGGCAAUAUUCACACGAAAAACAGAAAUAGAUUAAAGGCUUCUACAGCAGGAAAAUUAGUAAGAGUGUUUCAUAAUUUAAGAUUGAUUAAAAAUAUUAAAGAAAAUAAUGAUAUUGAAUAUGAAUCGGAACAAGACUCUUCCACGGAGGGUGAAACAUUGACUAUAGAAUGA
This is a messenger RNA of Gordionus sp. m RMFG-2023, 1941 nucleotides long. RefSeq lists its product as uncharacterized. The transcript is spliced from 3 exons. Lineage: Eukaryota; Metazoa; Nematomorpha; Gordioida; Chordodea; Parachordodidae. The record is from RefSeq and is a predicted model, not a curated record. Bases 1 to 1941 code for a protein of 646 amino acids. Gene Ontology annotation, molecular function: DNA binding; protein dimerization activity.